ACACGAACCGAUUGCUUUGUCUCGACCCUCACACGCUCCGUACUGGAGAAAGUAUAAAGUCCAGUCACCUGGACCUUUUGCCAAGAAGCUUUCCAGCAGUCAUUCUGUUACACUCACAAAUGCUCGCAACCACCCUCGCCUUCGCUCUCUCCACGCUGGCCGUGGCCCAGUCAACCGAAGGUUUAUUUUCGUAUAACGGUGGAUACUACCUCAACCUCACCACUUCCAACGUGCAGAAGGGGUGUUACGGUGUUUCUGCAUCGGAGAGUGUCGCGUAUGGGUGUUCUACCACCAACUAUCUGGCGUUGAGUGUUGACCCGGAGACGUUGGUUGUUAACACGAGUGACCACACGUAUGUCACUGGCCUAAAAAUGGGCAGGGUCGUGCGCUAUGGAUGGGCGUAUAACUCGGAUAACUCGAUGUCGAUUGAUGCGGGAACUGUUACUUCCACGAUCGAUUUGACCGGUACCGGGUUUGCGUUCGCGGAUCCGCAGGGGUUGGUGAGUAAUUUGAGUGCAACGACGUGUUUGUUUGCUACGAGCGUUACGGAUCAGAAAAUCGUGCUGGUUGGGAAUUCGACGACGGAGGCUGCUGAUCAGUGUUUGUUGGCGCCGCAUUGUUUGUUUGAUGAUGAUAGUUGUAUCGUCGAGGAUGAUUCGGUGACGCAGUUGGUGAGGGUUGAGGGUGGUGCUCUUGCUACCAGUGCUGCCCCGACUACAUCUUCUGCCUCUUCCACCUCCACUACCUCUACGACGUUGAAGACUACCACUGCUUCCUCCUCUACCACCGUCAAGACCACCACCACCACCACCACCACGGCGAAGACCACUACGAGCACCAAGGCGGCUGCUACCACCACCAAGAAGAAGUCAGGACGUUAAGCUCAGCUGAAUGAUUCAAAAAGCUGUGAGAUGAUGAUGCGUGCAGCCACGUUACUACUACGGGAAGAGCAAAGGUCGUUGGUUAGCCCAUGGUUCUUCGUUCGCUUAUUUCUGUGAUACCUUAUUUCUUCUUUUUGGGCGUUGUCGUCUGGAACGGCGGUGCUUGACCUUCUACGUUAUCCUAAUUCAGAUCACUUACUACAACUUUUCUCUGCCUUCCACGUUCAUUGGUGACCUU
This is a messenger RNA of Saitoella complicata NRRL Y-17804, 1119 nucleotides long. RefSeq lists its product as uncharacterized. The coding region runs from base 120 to 881 and encodes 253 amino acids. The record is from RefSeq and is a predicted model, not a curated record. Lineage: Eukaryota; Fungi; Ascomycota; Saitoellomycetes; Saitoellales; Saitoellaceae. The transcript has a single exon.